Molecule: messenger RNA, 1192 nt
Organism: Monomorium pharaonis (pharaoh ant)
Lineage: Eukaryota; Metazoa; Arthropoda; Insecta; Hymenoptera; Formicidae
Gene: Sod2
Product: superoxide dismutase [Mn], mitochondrial
Exons: 3
Coding region: 309-965 (218 amino acids)
Biological process (GO): superoxide metabolic process
Cellular component (GO): mitochondrion
Molecular function (GO): superoxide dismutase activity; metal ion binding
Source: RefSeq, a predicted model, not a curated record
AUGCGCAACUUGUGCAAGUGCAACUACUCCGUCAGAGGAACGGCACUUCACCGCAAAAACUAUCGAUAACACCGCGAUUCUACACAAAUUUCCAUUCUCGACGUCGGUAUCGUUGCAUUCGACGAAUAGUUUAAGCAAGUUCAUGUGUAUAUCGUAUGCGCUGGUGAUGGUGAUGGUGUAAACCGAGCCGAGCCAGAAGCCAGAACCACAAGCAACCGCAAGUAGAAUCCUUGCAAAUCCUCGGAAAAGGUCGAAUUACAUUCUCCUGAAGGACAGUUUGCACGUACAAUUCGCUUCUCGCCCUAAUUAUGUUUGCAGCAAGACGUGCUCUGAUUUCCAAUACAAUUAAAGAUGUAUUCGCAAGAGCGAAACAUUCACUUCCGGAUUUGCCAUAUGACUAUAAGGCUCUGGAACCAAUUGUAUCCACCGCAAUCAUGGAGCUCCAUCAUUCCAAGCAUCACGCAACCUAUGUUAACAAUCUGAACGUUGCAGAGGAAAAAAUGAAAGAGGCGGUCGCAAAAGGUGACGUUAAUACACAAAUCGCUUUGGGUCCAGCUAUUAAGUUCAACGGCGGUGGUCAUCUCAAUCAUUCAAUCUUCUGGUGUAACCUUUCGCCAGAUGGUGGCAAUCCAGAUGCUGCUCUUACGAAUCAAAUCAACAAGGACUUUGGCAGUUUCGAGGAAAUGAAGAAGCGCUUGUCCGAGAUGACUGUGGCAAUUCAGGGUUCUGGUUGGGGUUGGCUCGGAUACGAUCAGAAGGCCAAAUCGUUAAGAAUAGCGACAUGUGCGAACCAAGAUCCACUGCAAGCCACGACCGGUCUCAUUCCUCUUUUCGGCAUAGACGUGUGGGAACAUGCCUACUACUUACAAUAUAAAAAUGUACGACCUGUUUAUGUGGAAGCAAUCUUCGAUAUUGUCAAUUGGAAGGAUGUAAACGCACGUUUCAAAAACGCUAGUGGCUGCUAAGAGUUAACAAAAUUAUUUAGCAUUUAAGUGUUUUUUAGGUAUUAAGAUAUCGUUUAGAAUGACACUUCUAGUGUUGAAAAAUAUCAUCAGAAACUUUUAACACACUUAGUAAUUCGUCUGUGUUUCUUUUUUACAUUGUAUCCGAAGUAACUACAAUAUGAGUAGAAUGAAUAUGAAAAGUACAAGAGAAUGUAAAAUUACAUUCAUUAAGAAUCUUAUUCUUAAUA